Xiphophorus hellerii (green swordtail) is the source of this 1124-nucleotide messenger RNA. RefSeq names its product odorant receptor 131-2-like. Gene Ontology annotation, biological process: G protein-coupled receptor signaling pathway; detection of chemical stimulus involved in sensory perception of smell. Lineage: Eukaryota; Metazoa; Chordata; Actinopteri; Cyprinodontiformes; Poeciliidae. Bases 174 to 1124 code for a protein of 316 amino acids. The transcript has a single exon. Gene Ontology annotation, molecular function: olfactory receptor activity; odorant binding; G protein-coupled receptor activity. Gene Ontology annotation, cellular component: membrane. The record is from RefSeq and is a predicted model, not a curated record.
UUACUAGCUGUGUGCAGGUGGAUAAACUAAGCAUACAUUUAGGUUUUUUUGUGAAUACCAGGAAUUUGAGUCUGAUGUGUGCCUUCAAAUCUUUUUAAAUACCAACUUUAUUAUUUUUCCUGUAUUCAUGAUACCAAAAGGUACAUUUUCAGAAAUUUUAGGAACUCUUCAGCAUGUUAAAUGUGUCACAGUCUGAGUCCAACAUGACAACAGCAAGUCAGAACCAGGAUCUGUUGAGGAUAGUACUAAUUUCCACCCUGUCUACAGUUCCAUCAUUUGUUUUUCUCUACAUUAAUGGGACCAUUCUGUUCACGCUGAGGAGUAAACCUGUGUUUCGUGACACCUGUCGUUACAUUCUACUCUACAACCUUCUUCUGGCAGACACUGUCCAGCUGGCGCAGAGUCAAAUGCAGUUCUUACUGUCAGUGUGCAGAGUCAAACUGGCUUAUUCUCUGUGUACUGUUCUUAGCAUGCUUGCCAAUCUUACGACUGGGAUUUCUCCCCUCACACUGGUGGUAAUGCCAUUAGAGAGAUAUGUGGCUGUGUGCUACCCACUGAGGCACUCUUCCAUCAUCACCGUCAGAAACACAACUGUAGUAAUCAUUGCAAUUUGGGCCGUCAGUUCACUGAACAAUCUCACUCGUGUUCUGUUGUUUCUAAAGUUUUCAUUAGAUAAAAUAGAGAGUUGGCAAACAGAAGACGUUUGUUCUCGUAUAGCUUUGGUGCUUGGUGCUGUAACUGCAGAAUAUGACAGGGCCUAUAUAUGUGUUGUGUUUGUAUCAGCUGGUGUUGCUACAACUUUCUCCUAUGUUAGUGUCAUUAUAGCAGCCAGGUCAGCCUCCACAGAUAAAGCUUUAGCUCAUAAGGCCCGUAACACCCUGCUGCUGCACCUGGUUCAACUUGGCCUGAGUCUUUCCUCAACUAUUUACAACCCACUCAUUAUAGCUCUUUCAAAAAUUCUAACAACAGUGGCAUUUUUAUGGGUUCAGAAUGUUUUUUAUGUUUGUUUUAUUAUCUUCCCCAGAUGUUUGAGUUCUCUGAUCUACAGGCUAAGAGAUCAGACCAUCAGACCUGUUCUUUUGUAUUAUCUGUGUUGUCAACUGAAAGUUAAAAUCAGUGGCUAG